AUGACUUCCAAAGAAGAACCCAAGCCCUCCUCGGGGGAAGAACGGCGACGGAGCCCCUUGGAUCACCUCCCACCGCCGGCCAACUCCAACAAACCCCUCACCCCCUUCAGCAUCGAGGACAUCCUCAACAAGCCCUCGGUGCGGAGGAGUUACACCCUCUGCGGAACGGCACACCUCCUGUCCGCUGCGGAGAAGCACCCCCCGGCCGGGCUGCCCCUCUCCGGCCGGGCGCUGCUUUCCCAGACCUCGCCCCUCUGCGCCCUGGAAGAGCUGGCCAGCAAGACCUUCAAGGUGGAAGUCAGCGUGCUGCAGGCGGCCGAAGGUAGGACGGGGAUGACGAUCUUCGGGCAGCGGCAAACGCCGAAGAAGCGUCGGAAGUCGCGGACGGCCUUCACCAACCAUCAGAUCUACGAGCUGGAGAAGCGGUUCCUCUACCAAAAAUACCUGUCGCCGGCGGACCGGGACCAGAUCGCCCAGCAGCUGGGGCUCACCAACGCCCAGGUCAUCACCUGGUAGAACCGCCGCGCCAAGCUCAAGAGAGACCUGGAGGAGAUGAAGGCCGACGUGGAAUCGGAAAAGCUGGGCCCUAACCCCGCCGUGGACAUCGUGGCCUUGGCUGAGCUGGAGCCCAGCGCCGAGGGAAGGGGCAAGGCGCGGCCCGGGUCCCCGCCGCCGCCCCCCGCCGCCACCCGGGCCCGGUGCCCCGCCACCCCCCGCCCCGCCUCGCCCCCCACGGAGCGGCCCCGCAGCCGCCGGACAGCAGGAGAGGAGGAGGAGGAGGAGGAGACGUGGAUCGACGUGGAUGACUGA
Messenger RNA from Chiroxiphia lanceolata (lance-tailed manakin), 810 nucleotides. It is a transcript of the gene LBX1, whose product is annotated as ladybird homeobox 1. Gene Ontology annotation, molecular function: DNA-binding transcription factor activity, RNA polymerase II-specific; DNA binding. Lineage: Eukaryota; Metazoa; Chordata; Aves; Passeriformes; Pipridae. The record is from RefSeq and is a predicted model, not a curated record. Gene Ontology annotation, biological process: regulation of DNA-templated transcription.